AGCAAAGCGCGCUUAAAUACUAGCCAAUCGCACAGAUUGUCGAGUUGUAAAACGUAUUUGCCGAUAAACCCGGAAAGUGUGCUUAGGAAAUAAUGGAAAAUGUAAACGGAGAUUUUCCAAUGAGAUCUAGAAGCGCUCGCGCUGGUCUCAUCCGUUCAUGUUCUACAGAAAAUGUCCCAAAUAUUAAUGUGAACGAGCAGCAGGCAACCUCAGUAAAAUUUACUUUCAAAAGCAGACCGAACCAACCCAUCACCCCUGUGGAGAACAUAAAAGAAAUACAGCAAAAGCUGAAGGAGGAGCGUGAGGCAAAGCGAGCUCAGUUAGACAGCAGACAUGACUAUGUGCUGGGGAUUGUGGCCUCCUGUGUGGGACUGGAAAAGGGGGAGAUUGAAGAUGCCAUUCUGGAGGGCACACAGAUUGAGCGUAUGGACCAUUUCUUUGAUGCUGGGGGGCUUCCUCAUAUUAUGUUCUACUACCAGGAUGUGGAACCAACAGAAUCAGCACAUCCAGGUCCUUCACCUGCAGGGACAGCCCCAGCUACAGGAAGAAGUAAAAAGCCCAAAGUUUUUGUGACAGAAGGGAGAGAUGUGGCUCUGAAUGGGAUGUGUGUUUUCUUCACAAGGGCUAAUGUCUCUAAAGAUAUCACCACAGAGAAUGUGCACAGGGAAGUGAACUUUAAUGUUUUGGACACAUCUGAAGUUGGAGUGCUAAAGAGUGUGGAGCACCUUCUGUCUCAUAUCUUUAUUCCAACUCUGAAGAAGAUGAACCAUGGCUGGGGAGAGCUUUCUAGCCCACAGGCAACAGCUGUGAGACGAGACUUCCUCAGCUCCCUCGACAGCUUUGUGGCUGUGCUCGGUGGUGCCCAGGAGAGCUUAAUGGAAAAGGUGAACCUUAAAGAGUGCGAGACCUAUGAUUUAAAAACUCUCAAAGGCCCAUCGGACUAUAUAGCUGUAGCCAAUAGUACAGAGGCCCUGGAGAAGAUAGAAGCCUGCAUGAAAGUGUGGGUCAAACAAAUCGAGCAGGUUCUAGCAGAGAGUGACCAGUUGAGGAAGGAAGCGGACGACCUCGGACCCCGCGCUGAGCUGGAUCACUGGAAGAAACGCAUGUCCAGGUUUAACUACUUGCUGGACCAGCUGAAGACCCCGGACGUUAAGGCUGUACUAGGAGUGCUCACUGCAGCAAAGUCAAAGCUAAUCAAGACCUGGCGAGAGCUGGACACCCGUAUCACUGACUCUGCCAAUGAAGCCAAAGACAACGUAAAGUACCUUUACACUCUGGAGAAAUUCUGCGAUCCUUUGUACAACAGUGACCCGGUUUCCAUGGUAGAUGCUAUUCCUGGGCUUAUAAAUGCUAUUCGAAUGAUUCACAGUAUUUCACGCUACUACAACACCUCAGAGAAGAUUACAUCUUUGUUUGUGAAAGUAACAAACCAAAUGAUAACAGCCUGCAAGGCUUACAUUUCCAACCAUGGAGCUGUUACCAUAUGGGACCAGCCACAAACCGUUGUAGCUGAUAAACUGAAGGCUGCUAUUCGGUUAAAUGAGGAGUAUCAGCGAUGCUUCCAUAAGACCAAACAGAAACUGGAGCAGAAUGCCUCCGAGAGGCAGUUUGAUUUCAGCGAGAUGUACAUCUUUGGGAAAUUUGACACCUUUCAGCGACGCCUCACCAAAAUCCUCAACAUGUUUAACACCAUAACAACAUACUCUGCCCUCGAGGAUUCCAAGAUUGAGGGCUUGGAAGUCAUGGCAACCACGUUUCAGACCAUUGUGUUAUCUAUGAAGAAAAAACAAUAUAAUUUUCUGGAUCAGAGAAAGACUGAUUUUGAUCAGGAUUAUGAUGAGUUUUGCAAACAUACAGAUGAUCUCCACAAUCAGUUGAAGACUUUUAUGGAUAUUACCUUUGACAACAUUCAGAACACAGAAAGAGCCUUGAAUGUACUUAAGAAAUUUGAACGAUUGGGAAUACCUGACUUGGGCAUUGAUGAUAAAUACCAGAAAAUUCUACAGAACUAUGGCCAUGACAUUGAAGCGGUCUCCAAGAUAUACACCAAGCAGAAGAACGAGCCUCCCAUUGGCCGGAACUUGCCUCCUACCACAGGGAAGAUCCUGUGGGCUCGCCAACUGUUCCAACGGAUACAGCAGCCCAUGGAUCUCUUCCAGCAACAUCCUAACAUCCUGCAGACGGCAGAAGCCAAGCGCAUUAUCCGCAACUACAAUAAGGUAGCCAAGGUGCUGCUGGAGUUUGAGGUGCUCUACCACAGAGGAUGGCUCAAACAGGUUGAGAUGGCAAAAGCAGGGCUGCAGGCAUCUCUACUGGUGAAGGCUCCUGAAUCCGGUGAACUGUUUGUGAACUUCGACCCUCAGAUACUGACUUUAAUGCGGGAGACAGAGUGCAUGGCCAGAAUGGGACUGGAAAUUCCUCCAUUUGCUAGGGCACUUCAACAGAAACAGGACAUUUUUAAGAAGAACUAUAAUAAGUUGCAGAUGAUUUUGACAGAGAACACACGAGUGAGAUCAAAAAUCCAAAGUGUCUUUGAGCAGCUCAUGGUGCCUCAUUUAGCGAAAGUGGUUGAUGCCAUACAGCCGGGUUUAACCUCACUAAACUGGACUUCCUUGAACAUAGAGAAAUAUUUAAAUAGAAUUUCGAAAGCUCUGGCUGAGCUGGAGCUUCUGACGGACCGUGUGAAUGAUCUGGUGGAGUUCCGGAUUGAUGCAGUGCUGCAGGAGAUGAGCUCAAGAGCACUGUGUAAACUACCAGAGGAUGACCCAGUCACAUGUGAUGAGUUUGUGCAGAUGACCAAGGAACUCUGCAUCAAGGGUGCUCAGUCUUUGCAUUCUAAAAGCUCAUUGGUUGAAGAAGCAGCAAAUGAGCUGAUCAAUAUGUUGCUGGAUUUGGAACCGCAGAACAAAGAGGAUGAGGGGAAGUCCAAAGAAGAGAAUAGGAGUCAAAGUAAAAGUGAAAAAGAGGAGAGUGAAGAGGAAGAAGAUGGAAAGUCUGAAAGUAGGCUUUUCUCUCGCAACACCAACACCGAUCCCGCCUCUCCAUUGGUGAAGAAAAAAAAAAAGAAAGACAUGAUAGAGAUCCUGGAGGAAGAGGCACUGGAGCUGCUCUCCCACUUCAACCAUCGCAACGUGGACGCACUGCUAAGGGUCACACGCAACACCCUGGAGACCAUCCGCAAGCGCAUCCACUCCUCCUCUGUCAUCCACUUUCUGGCGGAGAGCAAUUCUGCAAGUAGUCAGAAAACCGUCGUGCAGCCCAUCUUCAGGACGAACAUCAACCUGUCCAUCCCCAACGUCAGCAUGGUGCCUUCGCUGGACGAAGUGCAGCAGGGCCUGAACAGAGCAGUGGAGUGCAUUGUCUGCGUCACCAAGGGAGUUGGGCAGUGGAGCAAAGAAAGGAUAUCCAAGAGGAAGAUGAAUGAAAGGAAAAUUGCAGCUCUGAGACGUAACAGCAGGGAUACUGACUCUGAUGAUGGGGAAACUACAUUCAGAAGUAUCCACGAUGGCAGUAUGUCUGACAUCUCUGCCUCUGUAAACCUGGUGGUCCCCUUUCAGUCCAGGAACUACUACAAGAGUGUGUCUGAAAACAAGGAAAUUGUGAAAUUGGUGUCUGUAUUGAGCACUGCCAUUAAUUCCACCAAAAGGGAGGUUCUUACAGCUCUAGAACAUUUCAAGUCUUAUCACCACAUCUGGCGGAAGGAGAGAGAAGAAACCAUUCAGAAGUUUAUAAUGGAGAGGCCCCUGCUGUCUGAAUUUGAGUCCCAGAUUAUUUACUAUAGGGAUCUAGAACUAGAAAUCAAUGCUGAACCUGAAUUCAUCACUGUUGGAGCCCUGGCUCUUUAUACAGCUGACUUGAAGAUGGCUCUGACUGCAGAGACGAAGGCCUGGAUGGUAGACUUUGGGCGUCACUGCAAUAAAAAGUACAGGACAGAGAUGGAGAACAUCUUCACCUUUGUGGAAGAAGCCAGCAAGAAGAUGAACCGUCCAAUUAAGGACUUGGAUGACAUCCGAAUAGCCAUGGCUUCACUGAAAGAAAUAAGGGAGCAACAAAUUGCUAUUGAUUUUCAAGUUGGCCCUAUAGAGGAAUCCUAUGCAAUGCUAAAUAAGUAUGACCUCCUUGUGGCAAAAGAGGAGACAGAGAAGGUUGACACCAUGCGAUACACCUGGGAGAAGCUGCUGGUGAGGGGGAGUGAGGUACAGAACGAACUGGUGUCCCUGCAGCCCAAUUUCAGAGGAGAUCUCAUCAGCAAUGUGCAGACCUUUGUGGAAGACUGUGAUCACUUUUACAAGGACUAUGAUGAGGAUGGUCCAAUGGUUGUUGAUUUGGCACCUCAAGAUGCCAGCGACCGACUCAUAAUGUUUCAGAAUCGCUUUGACAACUUGUAUCGCAAAUACAUCACAUACACUGGUGGUGAGGAACUGUUUGGCCUUCCUGUUACCCAGUACCCUCAGCUGCUGGAAAUCAAGAAACAGCUGACCCUCCUCCAGAAACUGUACGGCCUUUACAAUAAUGUAAUCGACACUGUCAAUGGCUACUACGACAUCCUCUGGUCCGAUGUCAACAUUGAAAAAAUCAACAAUGAGCUUUUAGAUUUUCAGACUCGAUGUCGCAAGCUUCCCCGUGCCUUAAAAGAAUGGCAAGCUUUCCUCGACCUGAAGAAAACCAUUGAUGACUUCAAUGAGUGCUGCCCUCUACUGGAGCUGAUGACCAACAAGGCCAUGAUGGCUCGCCAUUGGAAGAGGAUAACAGAAGUAACAGGACACAGCUUUGAUGUUGAAAGCGAUACCUUCAAACUCAGAAACAUAAUGGAAGCACCCCUUCUGAAAUGCAAAGAGGAAAUAGAGGACAUCUGUAUCAGCGCAGUCAAGGAACGGGAUAUUGAACAGAAGCUGAAGCAGGUGAUAGCAGAAUGGGAUAACAAGACAUUUACAUUUGCAAACUUCAAAACUCGCGGCGAGCUGCUUUUAAGAGGAGACAGCACCUCCGAAAUCAUUGCCAACAUGGAGGACAGCUUAAUGAUCUUAGGAUCACUUAUGAGUAACAGAUACAACACUCCAUUUAAGACACAAAUUCAGAAAUGGGUGCAAAACCUUUCAAAUACCACUGAUAUUAUAGAAAACUGGAUGACUGUUCAAAACCUGUGGAUUUACUUGGAGGCGGUGUUCGUUGGAGGAGACAUUGCUAAGCAACUUCCAAAAGAAGCUAAGCGUUUCUCCAACAUUGACAAGUCCUGGGUGAAGAUCAUGACCCGAGCUCAUGAGAUGCCCAAUGUUGUGCAGUGUUGUGUGGGAGAUGAAACCAUGGGCCAGCUACUGCCUCACCUACUGGAACAGUUGGAAAUCUGUCAGAAGUCUCUUACAGGCUAUCUUGAAAAGAAGCGUCUGCUGUUCCCUCGGUUCUUCUUCGUUUCUGAUCCUGCACUUCUGGAGAUUCUGGGUCAGGCAUCCGACUCUCAUACCAUCCAGGCUCAUCUACUGAAUGUCUUUGAUAAUAUUAAAACAGUUCGAUUCCAUGAUAAGGUGUAUGAUCGAAUCCUCUCUAUAUGUUCCCGUGAGGGGGAGACUGUUGAACUUGACAAGCCAGUGAUGGCUGAGGGCAAUGUGGAGGUGUGGCUGAACGCUCUGCUGAAGGAAUCCCAGAGAUCAUUACACCUUGUUAUUCGCCAGGCAGCAUUGGGCAUUCAGGAUUCCAGUUUUCAACUCAUAGAAUUCCUUAACUUCUUCCCAGCACAGGUUGGUUUACUUGGAAUUCAAAUGAUUUGGACCAGAGAUUCAGAAGAAGCUUUAACAAAUGCCAGGUAUGACCGGAAGAUCAUGCCAAAGACAAACCAGUCAUUCUUAGACCUGCUAACCACCCUGAUUGAUAUGACAACAAAGGACCUCAGCGUGAUGGAGCGCAUUAAAUAUGAGACUCUGAUCACCAUUCACGUACACCAGAGGGAUAUCUUUGAUGACCUGUGCCGCUUGCACAUCAAAAACCCGAGUGAUUUUGAAUGGCUGAAACAGUGCCGCUUUUAUUUCAACGAGGACUCUGACAAGAUGCUCGUUAAUAUCACUGAUGUUGGGUUUAUCUACCAGAACGAGUUCUUGGGUUGUACCGACAGGCUAGUCAUCACUCCUCUCACUGACAGGUGCUACAUCACAUUGGCUCAGGCGCUGGGAAUGAGUAUGGGAGGAGCACCAGCUGGGCCUGCUGGAACAGGGAAGACUGAAACCACCAAAGACAUGGGCAGGUGUCUGGGCAAAUACGUUGUGGUCUUUAACUGCUCUGACCAGAUGGACUUCCGUGGCCUUGGACGCAUUUUUAAAGGUCUUGCUCAGUCGGGAUCAUGGGGCUGCUUUGAUGAGUUUAAUCGUAUUGACCUGCCAGUGUUAUCAGUAGCUGCCCAGCAGAUUGCUAUUGUUCUGUCCUGCAAGAAGGAGCGCAAGAAGAACUUCAUUUUCACUGAUGGUGAUAAUGUGGAAAUGAACCCAGAGUUUGGAAUAUUCUUGACCAUGAACCCAGGCUAUGCUGGUCGUCAAGAGCUUCCAGAGAACCUGAAGAUCAACUUCCGUACUGUAGCCAUGAUGGUUCCAGACCGACAGAUCAUUAUUAGAGUCAAGUUGGCCAGCUGUGGGUUUAACGACAACAUUCUGCUUGCCAGGAAGUUCUUCACCCUCUACAAACUGUGUGAGGAACAGCUUUCCAAACAGGUGCACUAUGAUUUUGGUCUCCGAAACAUUUUGUCAGUCUUGCGUACACUUGGAGCAGCAAAGAGAGCCAGUCCCAGCGACACAGAGUCCACCAUCGUCAUGCGUGUCCUGCGUGACAUGAAUCUGUCUAAACUGAUUGAUGAAGACGAGCCACUCUUCUUGAGUCUAAUUGAAGAUCUCUUCCCUGGCAUUCAACUAGACAAAGCAGGGUACCCUGACUUGGAAGCUGCAAUUGACAAACAGGUAGCAGAAGCUGGUCUUGUUAGCCAUCCUCCCUGGAAACUGAAAGUAAUCCAGUUGUUUGAGACUCAAAGAGUACGCCAUGGAAUGAUGGCACUGGGGCCCAGUGGUGCUGGAAAAACUACUUGUAUCCACACCUUAAUGAAGGCUAUGACUGACUGCGGGCAGCCCCACCGGGAGAUGAGGAUGAACCCCAAGGCCAUCACUGCACCCCAGAUGUUUGGUCGUCUUGAUGUGGCCACCAAUGAUUGGACUGAUGGAAUCUUCUCAACCUUGUGGAGGAAAACUCUGAGGGCCAAGAAAGGAGAGCACAUGUGGAUUGUCUUAGAUGGGCCAGUUGAUGCAAUCUGGAUUGAAAACCUGAACUCUGUGUUAGAUGACAACAAGACCCUCACCUUGGCUAACGGAGAUCGCAUCCCUAUGGCUCCCAAUUGCAAGGUUGUCUUUGAGCCACACAAUAUUGACAAUGCCUCCCCAGCCACUGUGUCCCGGAACGGCAUGGUUUUUAUGAGCUCAUCGGUUCUGAACUGGAGCCCCAUUCUUGAGGGCUGGCUAAAGAAGCGUUCUUUGCAGGAGGGGGAAAUAUUGAAGAAUCUCUACUCAUCAUCUUUCCCAGCUCUGUAUCGAUUCAGUGUGCAGACCCUGGAGUACAAGAUGGAGAUGCUGGAGGCCUUUGUAAUCAUGCAGAGCAUAAACAUGCUGCAGGGCCUCAUCCCUCCCAAGGAACAAGGUGGAGAGGUGACUCGGGAGCACUUGGAGAGACUCUAUGUGUUCUCCCUCAUGUGGAGUGUCGGUGCUGUUUUAGAGCUAGAAGACAGAAGGAAACUGGAGAAUUGGCUCCGGGACCACGAGACCAUCCAACUCGAUCUGCCCAACAUCCCAGUCGGCAGCGAGGACACAAUGUUUGACUACCAUGUCACAUCUGAUGGUAAAUGGGUUCAUUGGAAUACACAGGUGGAGGAGUAUAUAUACCCACCUGACAUCACUCCUGAAUAUGGGUCCAUACUUGUGCCGAAUGUAGACAAUGUCAGGACUGACUUCCUUAUACAGACAAUUGCUAAACAGGGCAAGGCUGUUCUGUUGAUCGGAGAGCAGGGUACGGCCAAGACAGUCAUCAUUAAAGGAUAUAUGUCAAAGUAUGAUCCUGAAUCCCACAUGGCGAAAAGUCUCAAUUUCUCUUCCGCCACCACGCCUUUGAUGUUCCAGCGUACUAUUGAGAGCUAUGUGGACAAACGAAUGGGUGCAACCUAUGGACCUCCAGCUGGAAAGAAGAUGUCUGUUUUUGUUGAUGAUAUCAACAUGCCCGUCAUCAAUGAAUGGGGAGAUCAGGUCACCAAUGAGAUAGUCCGCCAGCUGAUGGAACAGAAUGGAUUUUAUAACCUGGAGAAGCCGGGGGAGUUCACGAACAUCAUUGAUAUUCAGUUUCUGGCAGCCAUGAUCCAUCCCGGUGGAGGAAGGAAUGACAUUCCUCAAAGACUGAAGAGGCACUUCUCCAUCUUCAACUGCACCCUGCCCUCCAACUCCUCCAUUGAUAAGAUUUUUGGGGUGAUUGGAAUAGGACAUUACUGUGCACAGCGGGGGUUCUCAGAAGAUGUAAGAAGCACUGUAGCCAAGCUCGUGUCUCUGACCCGAAGGCUGUGGCAGAUGACCAAAAUCAAAAUGCUCCCCACUCCAGCCAAGUUCCACUACAUCUUCAACCUGAGAGACCUGUCCAGGAUCUGGCAGGGAAUGCUAAAUACCAUCUCUGAAGUCAUUGUUGGGUCAGAUGUGGUUCUUCAGCUCUGGAAACAUGAAUGCAAGAGAGUUAUAGCUGACCGCUUCACCAACUCGGAGGAUGUGGCCUGGUUUGACAGGGCUGUGGCUAAACUUGUGGAGGAGGAGCUGGGGGAGGGGGCCAAAGCCACUGUGGACUUUGGAGUUGAAGCCCACUUUGUUGACUUCCUGAGGGAUGCUCCUGAGGCGACAGGAGAGGAGCCAGAAGAUGCUGACUUUGAUAUGCCCAAGGUGUAUGAGCCUAUUGAGUCAUUUGAAAGUCUGAAGGAUCGUUUGAACAUGUUUCUGGCUCAAUAUAAUGAGAGCAUCCGGGGAGCUGGCAUGGACAUGGUCUUCUUCCGGGACGCCAUGAUUCAUUUAGUCAAGAUUUCUCGAAUAAUCUGCACACCACGAGGAAAUGCCCUUCUGGUUGGAGUUGGUGGCUCUGGUAAACAGAGCCUGACAAGACUGGCUUCUUAUAUUGCUGGCUACAGAACAUUCCAGAUCACUUUAACAAGAUCAUACAAUGCCUCAAACCUGAUGGAAGACUUGAAAGUGCUUUAUAGGACUGCGGGUCAACAAGGCAAAGGCAUCAGCUUCAUCUUUACCGACAAUGAGAUCAAAGAUGAAUCCUUCUUAGAGUACAUGAAUAAUGUUCUGUCAUCAGGAGAGGUCUCUAACCUGUUUGCCCGUGAUGAAAUUGAUGAGAUCACCGGAGAUCUGAUACCAGUAAUGAAGAAGGAGUUUCCACGACGACCACCGACUAAUGAGAAUUUGUAUGACUACUUCAUGAGCCGGGUCCGACAGAACCUUCAUGUGGUGCUCUGCUUUUCACCCGUGGGGGAGAAGUUCCGUAAUCGGGCCUUAAAAUUCCCGGCACUCAUUUCCGGCUGCACUAUGGACUGGUUUAGCCGGUGGCCUAAGGACGCUCUAAUUGCUGUGUCGGAGCAUUUCCUGUCUACCUACGACAUUGACUGCACAGCAGGGGUGAAGGGCGAAGUGGUUCAGUGCAUGGGCUCCUUCCAGGACGGAGUGGCCGAGAAAUGUGUGGACUAUUUCCAGAGGUUCCGCCGCUCCACCCAUGUCACACCCAAGUCCUACCUCUCCUUCAUUCAGGGCUACAAAAUCAUUUACAAAGAGAAACAUGUAGAGGUGCAGACCUUAGCCAUCAGAAUGAACACAGGUUUGGAGAAGUUGAAGGAGGCUUCCGAAUCUGUGGCAGGCCUCAGCAAGGAACUGGAGGUCAAGGAGAAGGAGCUGCAAGUCGCCAAUGAGAAGGCAGACAUGGUGUUAAAAGAAGUGACGGUGAAGGCCCAAGCUGCUGAAAAGGUGAAGAUUGAAGUGCAGAAGGUAAAAGACAAGGCCCAGGCAAUUGUGGAUAGCAUCUCCGCUGACAAAGCCAUUGCACAAGAGAAACUGGAGGCAGCCAAGCCAGCACUGGAGGAGGCAGAGGCUGCUUUGAAGACCAUCAAGCCAUCAGAUAUUGCAACGGUGCGCACCCUGGGCCGGCCCCCGCACCUCAUCAUGCGGAUCAUGGACUGUGUGCUGCUGCUCUUCCAGAGGAGGGUGAACACUGUGAAAGCCGACCCAGAGAGGAGCUGCACCACCCCAUCCUGGCAGGAGUCUCUCAAACUGAUGACUGCAGGCAACUUCUUGGGCAGCCUUCAGCAAUUCCCGAAAGACACCAUCAAUGAAGAAGUAGUGGAGCUGCUUCAGCCUUACUUUGAGAUGGCAGACUACAACAUUGAAACAGCCAAAAGAGUGUGCGGGAACGUGGCUGGUCUGUGCUCCUGGACUAAAGCUAUGGCUUCCUUCUUCUCUAUUAACAAAGAGGUGCUGCCAUUAAAGGCCAAUUUAGCAGUCCAGCAAAACCGACUUACCAUGGCUAAUGCCGAUCUGCAGAAAGCACAAGCAGAGUUGGAUGCCAAACAGGCUGAGCUGGAUGUUGUGCAGUCAGAGUAUGAGAAAGCAAUGAUGGAAAAACAGACCUUGAUGGAGGAUGCAGAGCGCUGUAGACACAAGAUGCAGACAGCUUCCAGUCUGAUCAGUGGUCUCGCUGGAGAGAAAGAGAGAUGGACGGAGCAGAGCAAAGAGUUUGCAGCACAAACCAAGAGGCUUGUUGGGGAUGUUUUGCUGGCUACUGCCUUUUUGUCAUAUUCUGGCCCCUUCAAUCAAGAGUUUCGUAACCUUCUUUUGACUGACUGGCAGAAAGAAAUGAAGACACGUAAGAUUCCCUUCGGAAACAACCUCAAUCUCACAGAAAUGUUGAUUGACGCACCAACUGUCAGUGAAUGGAACCUCCAGGGAUUACCCAAUGAUGAUCUGUCCAUACAAAAUGGAAUCAUUGUCGCUAAGGCAGCUCGUUUCCCCUUGCUGAUAGACCCACAAACGCAGGGCAAGAUCUGGAUCAAAAACAAGGAAGCCAAAAAUGAACUUCAGAUUACCUCCCUGAAUCACAAAUACUUUAGGAAUCACCUGGAGGACAGCUUAUCUUUGGGGCGACCACUUCUAAUAGAAGAUGUGGGGGAGGAGCUGGACCCAGCUCUGGACAAUGUUCUAGAGAAAAACUUCAUCAAAACAGGAUCCACCUACAAGGUAAAAGUUGGUGAUAAGGAAGUGGACGUAAUGAACGGAUUUAGAUUGUACGUCACCACCAAGCUACCCAACCCUGCGUACACCCCCGAGAUCAGUGCUCGCACUGCCAUCAUUGACUUCACUGUCACCAUCAAAGGUCUGGAGGAUCAGUUACUGGGAAGAGUAAUCCUCACUGAAAAGCAGGAGUUGGAGAAAGAGAGAACAGACCUAAUGGAGGAUGUGACCGCAAACAAGCGAAAGAUGAAGGAGCUAGAGGAUAAUUUGCUGUACCGGUUGACUAGCACCCAGGGGUCUCUAGUUGAUGAUGAGAGUCUCAUCAUAGUGCUGGGCAACACCAAGAGAACUUCCGAAGAGGUCACUCAGAAACUGCAGAUUGCAGCUGAAACCGAGAUACAGAUCAAUGCAGCCCGGGAGGAGUACAGACCAGUUGCAACCAGAGGCAGUAUCCUGUAUUUCCUUAUCACAGAGAUGAGCAUGGUCAAUGUUAUGUACCAGACUUCCCUACGCCAGUUCCUGAGACUCUUUGACAUCUCCUUGGCCAGGUCUAUUAAGAGCCCAAUUACCAGCAAGAGGAUUGCUAACAUCAUUGAGUACAUGACCUUUGAAGUGCAUAACUAUGCUGCACGGGGCCUGUAUGAAGAACACAAAUUUCUGUUCACCCUCCUCCUGACACUCAAGAUUGACAUGCAGAGCAAAAGAGUGAAACAUGAGGAAUUUCUCACACUUAUUAAAGGGGGUGCUUCCUUGGAUCUUAAGGCUUGUCCUCCAAAAGCAUCCAAGUGGAUUCUUGACAUGACUUGGCUGAAUCUAGUGGAGCUCAGUAAACUCAGACAGUUCUCUGACAUUCUUGAUCAAAUCAGCAGGAACGAUAAGCAGUGGAAGAACUGGUUUGAUAAAGAGGCCCCUGAAGAGGAAGUCAUCCCUAAUGCUUAUGAUCGGGCUCUGGAUUGCUUCAGGCGUCUUCUCCUCAUCAGGUCAUGGUGUCCUGACAGAACAAUUGCUCAGGCCCGCAAAUACAUCAUGGACUCCAUGGGAGAAAAGUAUACAGAGGGUGUGAUUCUGGAUCUAGAGAAGACCUGGGAGGAAUCCGACCCACGCACGCCUCUGAUAUGUUUCCUGUCCAUGGGAUCGGAUCCCACGGACUCUAUCAUUGCUUUGGGAAAGAGGCUGAAGAUAGAAACACGCUAUGUAUCAAUGGGCCAAGGACAAGAGGUCCAUGCUCGGAAACUUCUACAGCAGACCAUGGCCCACGGAGGAUGGGCCUUGUUACAGAACUGCCACUUAGGGCUUGAUUUCUUGGAUGAGUUGAUGGACACUGUCACAGAAACAGAAACUGUGCAUGAGACAUUCCGGUUAUGGUUGACCACAGAGGUCCACAAGCAGUUCCCAAUUACCUUAUUGCAGAUGUCAAUCAAAUUCACUAAUGAGCCUCCUCAAGGGCUCAAGGCUGGUCUCAAGAGAACUUAUGGAGGCAUCAGCCAGGACCUAUUGGAUGUCAGCAACAUGACUCAGUGGAAGCCAAUGCUCUAUGGAGUAGCCUUCCUUCAUUCCACCGUGCAGGAGAGGCGCAAGUUUGGACCUCUGGGGUGGAACAUCCCAUAUGAGUUCAAUCAGGCAGAUUUUAAUGCAACUGUGCAAUUCAUACAGAACCACUUAGAUGACUUGGACAUAAAGAAGGGUGUCUCUUGGACUACAGUUCGCUAUAUGAUAGGGGAGAUUCAGUAUGGUGGCAGGGUGACUGAUGACUAUGACAAACGUCUGCUGAACACAUUUGCUAAAGUCUGGUUUAGUGAAAAUAUGUUUGGACCGGAUUUCUUUUUCUACAAGGGCUACAAUGUCCCCAAGUGCACAAAUAUGGAUCAGUACCUUCAAUAUAUACAGGGUCUACCUGCAUAUGACACUCCUGAGGUGUUUGGACUUCACCCCAAUGCUGACAUUACGUACCAGAGCAAGCUGGCUAAAGAUGUGCUUGACACCAUCCUCAGCAUCCAGCCCAAAGACAGCUCAAGUGGUGGUGGGGAGACCAGGGAAGCCAUUGUAGGAAAACUGGCAGAUGACAUGUUGGAAAAACUUCCUCCUGACUACAUCCCCUUUGAGGUUAAGGAGAGACUUCAAAAGAUGGGCCCCUUGCAGCCCAUGAACAUCUUCCUGCGGCAGGAGAUUGACAGGAUGCAGAGGGUCAUCAUCCUUGUGAGGACUACUCUGACCGACCUCAAACUCGCCAUUGAUGGAACCAUCAUCAUGAGCGAGAACCUGCGAGACGCCUUGGACUGCAUGUAUGAUGCCAGGAUCCCUGCACGCUGGAAAAAGGCCUCCUGGGAGUCAAGUACUUUGGGAUUCUGGUUCACUGAACUGCUGGAAAGAAACCGCCAGUUCCAUUCCUGGAUCUUUGAGGGAAGACCCAACUGCUUCUGGAUGACAGGGUUUUUCAACCCCCAGGGCUUCCUGACAGCAAUGAGACAGGAAAUUACCCGUGCUAACAAAGGCUGGGCUCUGGAUAGUGUGGGGCUCUGCAAUGAGGUCACUAAGUGGAUGAAGGAUGACAUCACCCAGCCUCCUUCUGAAGGGGUCUAUGUGUAUGGCCUGUACUUGGAGGGAGCAGGUUGGGACAGGAGGAACUGCAAACUGAUUGAUUCCAAACCCAAAGUGCUGUUUGAGAUGAUGCCAGUCAUCAGAAUCUAUGCUGAAAACAACAGUACAAGGGAUGUACGCCUGUAUUCAUGUCCAAUUUAUAAGAAGCCUGUGCGAACAGACCUGAACUACAUUGCUGCUGUAGACCUGAGAACGGUACAGCCACCUGAGCACUGGAUCCUGCGGGGGGCAGCACUUCUCUGUGAUGUCAAAUAAAUAUAACCAAGCCUUUUCUCAUGUCUCAGUUGAAUUAACAUUUGCAGUUGUUUGGGAUCAGUGGCAAAUGUCAAAUCUACCUCUUGCUGACAGUGAGGGGCGAAAAAUAAAAUACUACAGUUUAUUUUUUUACUACUACCACUACUAAUCAUGCAUCUACUUUUUUGUGGUACUUUUGUUGAAUGUGCUGAUGUGUGUUUUAUAUAUGCUUCUAUAUGAUUGCCUCUGAUAUUCUGUUUGUAUACUUUAUGUACUGUAAUUAAACACUUUUUGAAUCCACUCAUUUGGGAGUUCU
This is a messenger RNA of Acipenser ruthenus (sterlet), 14424 nucleotides long. RefSeq names its product dynein, axonemal, heavy chain 5 (gene dnah5). Lineage: Eukaryota; Metazoa; Chordata; Actinopteri; Acipenseriformes; Acipenseridae. Gene Ontology annotation, cellular component: dynein complex. Gene Ontology annotation, molecular function: ATP hydrolysis activity; dynein light intermediate chain binding; dynein intermediate chain binding. Bases 93 to 14129 code for a protein of 4678 amino acids. Gene Ontology annotation, biological process: microtubule-based movement. The transcript has 79 exons. The record is from RefSeq and is a predicted model, not a curated record.